This is a messenger RNA of Siniperca chuatsi (mandarin fish), 1719 nucleotides long. RefSeq names its product proteasome 26S subunit, non-ATPase 12 (gene psmd12). NCBI's taxonomy places the organism in Eukaryota, Metazoa, Chordata, Actinopteri, Centrarchiformes, Sinipercidae. Gene Ontology annotation, cellular component: cytoplasm; proteasome regulatory particle, lid subcomplex; nuclear proteasome complex. The transcript has 11 exons. Bases 119 to 1489 code for a protein of 456 amino acids. The record is from RefSeq and is a predicted model, not a curated record.
UCCUCUGAUUGGUCAACUACCCGUUUCGUUCAUUUGACAAGCAAAAAUAGUGCUAGGCUGAGUUUGGUUGCAAGAAAAGAAAAGCACCGUACAUUAUCUUACCGUGUACACCGCAAAGAUGUCUGACGACCGAACUGAAAGAUCCGAUGGGAAGAUUGUGAAGAUGGAGGUCGACUACAGUUCAACUGUAGACCAGCGUCUCCCGGAAUGCGAAAAAAUGGCUAAAGAGGGGAAGUUGCAGGAGGCCAUUGAGAGCUUGUUGUCAUUGGAGAAGCAAACUAGAACGGCAUCAGACAUGUUGUCCACCUCCAGAAUCCUCGUGGCUGUGGUCCAGAUGUGUUAUGAAGCCAAGGACUGGGAUGCCCUGAAUGAAAACAUCAUGUUGCUCACCAAAAGGAGGAGUCAGCUGAAACAGGCUGUUGCCAAGAUGGUGCAAGAAUGUUACAAGUAUGUGGAUGCUGUGACUGAUCUGACCAUCAAGCUGAGACUCAUCGACACACUUCGCACUGUGACUGCUGGCAAGAUCUAUGUAGAGAUUGAGCGUGCCAGGCUGACGAAGACCUUGGCCAAUAUCAAGGAGCAGAGCGGAGAGGUUAAAGAGGCAGCUUCCAUUCUUCAGGAGCUGCAGGUGGAGACAUAUGGCUCCAUGGAGAAAAAGGAGAAGGUGGAGUUUAUCUUGGAACAGAUGAGGCUUUGCAUUGCUGUCAAGGAUUACAUUCGCACCCAGAUCAUCAGCAAGAAGAUAAACACCAAAUUCUUCCAGGAGGAGGGCAACGAGGAAUCGAAGCUGAAGUACUACAACCUAAUGAUUCAGGUGGACCAGCACGAGGGCUCAUACCUGUCUAUCUGCAAACACUACCGGGCCAUCUAUGACACCCCCUGCAUCUUGGAGGACAGCAGCAAGUGGCAACAGGCCCUGAAGAGUGUGGUGCUGUACGUGAUCCUUUCCCCUUACGACAACGAGCAGUCAGACCUUGUGCACAGAAUUAGUGCGGACAAGAAACUGGAAGAAAUCCCUAAAUACAAGGACCUUCUGAAACAGUUCACCACUAUGGAGCUGAUGCGCUGGGCCUCCCUGGUGGAGGAUUAUGGGAAGGAGCUGAGAGAGGGCUCGCCUGACAGCCCUGCCACAGACGUCUUCUCUUGUUCAGAGGAGGGGGAGAAAAGGUGGAAAGACCUGAAGAACAGAGUGGUGGAGCAUAACAUCAGAAUAAUGGCCAAAUAUUACACCAGAAUCACAAUGAAGAGGAUGGCCGGACUCCUUGACCUGUCUAUUGACGAAUCCGAGGAGUUCCUCUCCAGCCUAGUUGUAAGCAAGACCAUCUAUGCCAAGGUCGACCGGCUUGCUGGCAUCAUCAACUUUCAGAGGCCUAAAGACCCCAACGACCUGCUCAACGACUGGUCGCACAAACUCAACUCUCUCAUGUCUCUGGUCAACAAGACCACGCAUCUCAUUGCCAAGGAGGAGAUGAUCCACAACCUGCAGUGAAGCAAGAACAGUGCAUUAUUGUAUGUUUUGAUUCAUAUUUGUUUUUUGUUUUGUUUUUUUCCUUCUGUGGGAAUGUUUUUGAAUAUACGGUAUAUUGGCAGACUGUGAAUGCAGUGUUAUUCCAAUGUCAUAUAAUUGGAGAUAAAUCUGCAGCACAUGCACUGCACCCCAACUUUGUUCAUUUUUUUACUGUCCAGUAAAACAUUGACAAUAAACACAUGAGCACCUCC